This is a messenger RNA of Ylistrum balloti, 4248 nucleotides long. Its product is annotated as BOS complex subunit ncln-like. Lineage: Eukaryota; Metazoa; Mollusca; Bivalvia; Pectinida; Pectinidae. The coding region runs from base 83 to 1762 and encodes 559 amino acids. Gene Ontology annotation, biological process: regulation of signal transduction. The transcript is spliced from 14 exons. Gene Ontology annotation, cellular component: endoplasmic reticulum membrane. The record is from RefSeq and is a predicted model, not a curated record.
CACAUGGUCAUCUUUCCACUUAGAUAGCUCAGUGAUAUCCGACUCUUGUAACCGCUUGUAAAGCGGUUAUUCAACCUUCGAAAUGGUUCUGGACACCAUAGGAGAUGUUCUGGAGAUGUUUAAGAACAGUUUUCCAUUAUCGUUUCUAUUUUUCAUCCCGAUCUUCAUAAUAAUUUCCCCAGUGAGUCCGGUGAAUGCAGCACACGAAUUUGCGGCUUACCGAAUGCAACAGUACGACAUCCACGGAACACAUUACGGCUGUAAGAGUGCACUUGUGAACAUGGAAGCCAGACCAAUUGAUGCUAAGAUGAUCACCAGGCGUUGCAUCAUUGUCCGUCUUCAAGAAAUCUCCAUCUCUAGGUACCGUGAUUUGAUCCAAGAGAAUGCUGGGGCUUUGAUGAUCCUCCUCCCCAGGAAUCUGACAGAUAUCACAGAGCAAGAAAGAAAGAACUUGGAGGUCCUUGAAAGGGACAUUCUGUCCGAGGAUACUUCUGUCCCUGUGUAUUUUUCGCCAGAGACAGAUGACCUGAUCCAGAUCCAUGCUGAUCUACAGACCAGCAGUUCUGGAGACCAGGCAAAUACUGCAGUUGAUGCUUUGCUGGGUGCUGCUACUGCCAAUGGUUUCCAGAUUGUUGUCAAUGGUGCUCAGUCUAAAAGUCUUCCAGACUUUCAAAUCACAAACCUACAGGGCCACCUGUCUGGAUUUGGGAUAGAAGAGCAGCUGCCCGCUAUAGUAAUUGUAGCACACUAUGAUUCGUUUGGUGUGGCGCCUAGUCUCUCUCAGGGGGCUGACUCCAAUGGUAGUGGUGUGAUCGCACUUUUGGAGUUGUCAAGGUUGUUUGCCAAGUUGUUUACAAAUUCCCGUACUCAUGCCAAAUACAACCUCAUCUUCCUUCUGUCUGGAGGUGGAAAGUUUAACUACCAGGGUACCAAGCGUUGGAUAGAGGACAACAUUGACUCUCCAGACAGUAACUUAUUAACAGAUGUGGCAUAUGUGCUUUGUCUGGACAGUGUGGGGGACUCUGAUGAGCUCUUCCUCCACGUCUCUAAACCCCCAAAGGAGGGCACACCAGGACACACCUUUUUAAAGAACCUUGAGGAUGUCAUUAAGACCUUUUUCCCAGAAACAUCCUUCAGAAUGGUGCACAAGAAAAUCAACCUUGCUGAUGAAAUGCUAUCUUGGGAACAUGAACGGUUCAGUGUUAAACGUCUUCCAGCAUUCACCGUGUCACAUCUGGAGUCUCAUAAAUCACCAGAAAAGACUACCAUCUUAGAUACAAGAGACAAGAUUGACAGCCACAAAUUAAGCCAAAACAUCCGUGUGAUAGCAGAAAGCCUUGCUAGACACUUGUAUAACCUGACAAACCAGUCUAACCUCAGGCUGUUCACAGACGCACUGGAUGUCCAAGAGAGUCUGGUGUCUGCCUGGCUUGACCAACUCACUGCUCAACCUCGGGCCAUGCAACUCCUCGGCAAGGACAGCAGUUUGCUAAGUACACUGGAGGAAACAAUGAACCGCUAUCUGAAGGAUGUUCGUCGUACAACCAUGAAAGCUGAUAAAAGAGAUCCAGAAUUUAUGUUCUAUGAUGGUGCUACCUAUCAAAUGAGUGCAUAUAAUGUGAAACCAGCCAUUUUUGACUUGUUCCUUGCCAUGGGGAUAGUUGGUUACCUAGCUGUUGUUUACUUUGUGGUAUUGAAUUUCCAUUACUUUUAUGGAGCUUUACGUAGUGUGACAAGUCCAAAGAGAAUGAAAGUGCAGUAAAGAUCAGAGGUGUGAGAGAAGAGAUUCAUCAGAGAGUGAGAUCUUCUUGAAAAGAAGAUGUGGACACAAGAAUCUUUACAGAACAAAAGGUCUUAUGCAAAAGGUUUUUUAUACUGUUUCUAGAUGAUGUAUUUAAUGCAAAAAGAAAUUCCAUUUUUAAUGUGAUAUGUUUGAUUGUUUUUUCACCCAAGAAUAUUAUGCCAAAACUUUUGUGUAUAUUCAACAGGCAUGCUUCAUAACAAGGGAAAGUUUGCUUUCUUUAAAAGAAGUCAAUAUGAAGACUUUCACACAUAUGGUGUUUAAAAUUUAAUUUAUAUGAUAUAAAAAAAUGUUGAGCAGAAAGCACAAAGUUGCAAAAUGAAUUGAUACAAAUGACAGUUAGAACUUGAUCAUAUUUGUAAGUAUUCAAUUUGAACUAUAUAAUAAUUAACAAAAUUGAACAUCAAAAAUGCUGUAGUGAUUAUAGCUUGGUCACUUUUUGGUAGGAAUGGACUCAUUCAUUUGAUUGCUAUUAAAUGCCUUGGAAAUAACAAACUUUAAUUGCGAUUUGAUGCGAUACAGAAUUUUCACUGAUUUUGGUAGUUGGAUUUUGUUUUGUGUAACAAGUAGGUGUUGUUUGUUAAACAGUUGCCAUGGGGAAAUAUAUAUUUGUGAAUUGUGAAUACUCCAGAUCAAAACCAAUUCUGAAAAUUGUGUCAAGAUAAUUAGGUAUUGUAGAUGGAAUGGGUUUGAUUAUUAACCAGUUUUAUGAUGUGUAUUAAAUGUAGUUAAUAUCACUCACUCGUUACUUAAUAUUGCUACAGUUGUGGGAUCGCACAAUGUUACACAAUAUACUGUGUGCGCAUGACAUAUGCAUUAUAGGAAAACUGGACAUACUUUGCUCAGUGCACACAUUGUGCAGUGUUAUUGCACAGAUGUGUGAUUCUAUUGUGGUUCAUAAAAAACAGUCAUAGCGUACAGAUGCUCAUUAUAUAUAUCAUGUUAAUAUGCAAACAUUGAAUGAAUGUCUCUUUUUGUCACAGAUAUGAAUUCUCUAAAAUAUGAUUCAGCCAGAAAGGAAAUUUUAUUAGUGUUACUCCAAAUUUUCUAUCAUUUUGUAAAGAAACAUAUACCCAGGUAAAUUUUAAGUGUUGUGUUUGUCAGUACCCUUAUACAGGUAAUUUUUGUUGCCCUGAGGUACACCACUCACCACUGUUUAAGUGUGAAACUAUAAGCUAGAGAGACUAAUCGAUGCAGGGUCCUGUUGUAUUUUCAUAAUUGUCAAAUAAAAAUGACUUUUGUAAUUGCUGAUCAACAUUUAAUAUGCCUAUGAUCUUUAUUUAGUCAUAACUACACAAGUUUUCAGUUUAAUUUGCAAUCUGUAAUAUUAAUUAAGUGUUUUUACCUAAGGUAUAAAAUGUGGGAUGUGAGAUCCCAUCGCUGUAUGACAGACAAUGUAUGCAUAAUGUACACACAAAGUAUUUGUUGUGUUGUGCGAUACCAAAACUGUAUGUCCAUGUUAAAGUUACUGAACACUUUUUGUACUGAAAUGUACAGUGGAAUUACCUUGGUUAUUGAGAAGUUGAAGUGCUGUAAAAGUCUGAGAAAUUAAAAUGAAUUUUUAUCAAGCUCAUAUAUUACCGUUUACUUUAAUUGUAGUCUUUAUGAAAAUGAUUGGGUGAAUUGAGACUUUACAAAAAAAAAAUAAACAAUUUUACAUGAUUGCAAAAAUGUUAAAAUACACUGCAUCAUGUUGCCAAUUGCAUUCCUUGAAUUGUAUAUUAUUUCAGUUUUGAAGCCUACUCACACUAAUUGUAUCACAGUCUUCAGCUGGCAGCUCAAAAAUAUCUUGGCUCUGACAGAACACUGACAUAGCUACCUUUUUUAUCAUGACAUCUCUGAUGACGUUGUACACUUUGUCAUGUUCUAAUUAUGCAGGAACAGGUUGACUGGAAAGGUUGAGUCACGUGAUCAAAACCAAAUGACUUGAUAUUGCUGAAUUAAGCCAAGAAUUAGUUGAGACUUUUUUUUUGUAAUGUUGAAAAUGUCGCCCUAGAAAUUUGCUCCGUUACAUGUAGUUUUUAUGUUCGAUAUAGCAAUCAGUGCAACGAAAAUAGAAAACACAACAUGCUCAACACAUGUUCAUUGUGAAGUAUUCACUAUACACACUGCUACGCACAGGCAUGAAGAUUCUACCAUAAUUGAUCUCUGUUCAGGUGUUGGCUUAAACAAACUGUCCUCGAUCAUCACUUUUAUUCAGAGUGAAUUUUGAGAAACAAAAGGACAAACUGUGUUAUUCCCUGUGAAAAGUGAUGCCUCCCACCUUUAAUUUUGAGUGUCUGUGUGUUUUGUUUGUAGUAUGUAAUAUCCAUCAUUUUCCAGAAUGUCAUACUUCAGGGAUUGUUACCGCUGUACUUUCGAUGUCCUGUAGACAUUUUGUAUGUGUGGUAUGUUUAUGAGUAGAUGUUACAAUAAAACGACCUGGUCAAGAUCAUGUCUAAAGUACA